Sycon ciliatum is the source of this 2051-nucleotide messenger RNA. RefSeq names its product pair-rule protein odd-paired-like. The coding region runs from base 130 to 1932 and encodes 600 amino acids. Gene Ontology annotation, molecular function: RNA polymerase II cis-regulatory region sequence-specific DNA binding; DNA-binding transcription factor activity, RNA polymerase II-specific. Gene Ontology annotation, cellular component: nucleus. Lineage: Eukaryota; Metazoa; Porifera; Calcarea; Leucosolenida; Sycettidae. The transcript has a single exon. Gene Ontology annotation, biological process: negative regulation of transcription by RNA polymerase II; positive regulation of transcription by RNA polymerase II. The record is from RefSeq and is a predicted model, not a curated record.
AGCCUUAUUGGACAACCUAUCAACACUGGUGGCUUCAGAGGAGCUAGCAGUAGUAGUGUGGGGCUUAGACCAUCAUUAGUGGAGUCAACACUGGGUCUCCCACCACAGCCUCAACCAACCAUUGGUGUUAUGUCAUCACCAGCACAAUUUGCGACUCCCUACAGCCAGCAAAUGAGUCACCACUUCCAUGCCACUGCUAGCAGCUAUCUGCCGAGUAGUGUCCCAGCAAUGCACGGCAGUAUGGCCAGCUCUAACCAUCCUGCGGAAAUGCACGCCGGCUUUCCACAGACCCCACUGCACCAUCUAGCACAAGGCGUCGAGUAUCAACUGGACAACCCCUCUGCCCCUCCACUGUUUGGCGGACAUCCCAGAAAUCUGUGCGAAUGGCGUGUAAACAACGGUCUACAAUUGUGUGGGUUGGCUUUCUAUAGUGUCACCGAACUAGCGCAGCACAUAAGCAACGUUCAUCUCCAGCAACAGGACACUACCGAAAAGGAGGAUGGCAACGUCCACAUCUGCCACUGGGACCAGUGUUCACGCAAGAAAGGAUUUAAAGCCAAGUACAAGCUUGUCAACCAUAUACGAGUUCAUACAGGGGAAAAACCCUUUAUCUGCAAUCAUCAAGACUGCACACGCAAAGCAUUCGCAAGAGCCGAAAACCUGGAGAUACACUACAGAGUCCACAUAAAGGAAACGCCGUUUGCCUGCACCUUCCCGGACUGUAAGAGAAGAUUCGCAAAUUCCUCGGAUCGAAAGAAGCACAUGCACGUGCACACGAAUGAUAAACCCUACCGAUGCAGGGCAGCAGGAUGUACGAAGAGAUUUACACACCCGAGCUCGCUUAGAAAGCACACCAAGCAGCAUGAUGCUCGAAAUGCAGCCAAUGGCGGUAAUGCUCUUUCCUACAGUACCACGGACACCAGCGCAGAGAACAGUGGCUUGCCGUCUGCGGAUGGUUCUAUUGCUGUGGACGGAGAAAGUGAUCAUGGCAGUUCGAUUUCAUCCGAUGAGGUACUUGCAGACCAGCACCACCACCAUCAACAACAGGAAGAACAGCAGCAGCAGCACCAACAUCAACAACAAGGUUUUGCACUUGUGACUUGCAUGGACCAGUGUCAGCCUGCACAGCCGCAACACUUACCACUGGGAACGUCCUUAAGCAUGCUGACUGUGAAUUCAACAUCCACGUCAUCUUUGCCUCAGUUACCUUAUCAUUUGCACUCUGCCCAGGCAACUGCUGGUAGUCAUCUGGUCAACAGUGCACUGCCAACACCACCUGGACAGCCGUCUGAUAGCUAUGCGGUGUUCAGUGAAGUAUGCCAUGACAAUGCCGGAAAGGGUGACCUAGUAGUGGCAAGCCUAGGCAGUAGAGCAACAAUAAAUGAUCCCUUGCCUACAUGUUCCAUACAGACAUUCCCACAGCCGCCGCCACCACAGCCAGAAGCAACAGCAGCAACAGAAGCAGCAGCUGUGCCAGCAGCUGUGCCAGAACUAACUCAAAACAGACAGCUUGUUCAGCAGCAACAUACUCACUUCCAAUACCCGGCAGCACGUCAGCAGUUGCAGCAACAACCUCAUCAUCAACAUCCAGAACAGCAGCUCCAGAAGCAGCAUCAGCAGCACCAGGCAUCACAUGACCAAUGUCAGCAGUCGCAAAUCUAUCUAACUCACCACCAUCAGCUGCCGACGCCCACACACACACAGCUAUCGCUGUUGCCGGCACUGGUGGCUCACACACCGCAGCACCAGUCAUCACCUGUGUCUCAGACGCACAACCAUCAGGCACAGAAGCACUCUCUCCCAUCGCCGAUGCAGCUGCACCAGCAGCAUUUUGCACAGCAUUCGGCAACUGCUCAGCCAACACUAUUUCAUCCAGUCCUCUUUAUUCUCGUGAGCUGUGUACUUGUUUUGCUGUUUGUUUGGUUUAUUUGAAUUCGCUCAGUAACCGUGUACUUCAGCUAUUCUCUCCUCCCUCUUCUGAAUUUGACUCUCCGCUGGCCUUCUCUCCCAUCCCCUUACAUUGUAUUGGGCCUCCGCAGCUCCCCCCCCCC